Molecule: messenger RNA, 5561 nt
Organism: Pungitius pungitius (ninespine stickleback)
Lineage: Eukaryota; Metazoa; Chordata; Actinopteri; Perciformes; Gasterosteidae
Product: G-protein coupled receptor family C group 5 member B
Exons: 6
Coding region: 701-1984 (427 amino acids)
Biological process (GO): G protein-coupled receptor signaling pathway
Cellular component (GO): signaling receptor complex; plasma membrane; intracellular membrane-bounded organelle
Molecular function (GO): protein kinase binding; G protein-coupled receptor activity; protein kinase activator activity
Source: RefSeq, a predicted model, not a curated record
UAGGAGGGUGUUCGGAGGGUGUCUGGUGGUUAGGAGGGUGUUCGGAGGGUGUCUGGUGGUUAGGAGGGACCGAGGAGCCUGUAGGCAGGAAGCAACGGCAGGAUGUGCAAACAGGUGACUAAUGCCAGAUUGGCUGUGAACUACAAGGCUUGUGUCCUGUACUUUAUUUAUUUAUGUGUAUUUUAUUGCUGUUUAGACAGGUGCUACAGCGAAUCCGGCUUCCCAUGUGUGGGAGAACAGAGGCAGGGCUGGGAUUGCGUCUCUGUUAACACCUCCGCAGAUUCAGCGUGAAGCAGGGAGAGAGAAACCCAGGCGCGCAGACUGAAUGAAUAGAAAGAGGAGGACAGAGGGAGCGAGAGAGAAGAGUGUAAGAGAGGAAAGAUAUAUUUGACCAUGUGGGUGUGUGAAGUACCAAGGCAUGCAUCAUAAUUGUGGAUUCUUCUCGGAGCAGCCGGACGUGUCACUGCAGCAGCAGGACAUCAUUGGUCCCACAAAGUGUGCUAUUUUCUACUUACAAACAUCGGAAGCUGUGAGCUUCUCAAGAGACAAAAUGGAAACGGUUCUGUUUCUGCUGCCGCAAGGAUUUUAUUAACUGGGACGAUAAAAAAAAAUACACUUAGACUAUAAUUGAAGGUGUGGACACAUGAUGAUUCCCCUUCACUGUCAAUAAUUAAGACAUCAAGUCCCGAAUUCAUCUGAGAUGGCCGUCAGCCCUGUCAUCAUCCUCUUCGUGUCACUGAUUGGCUAUGGCUCAUCCCACCCUUCUCCUCCUCCCCGGGGUUGCAGCGUGGAUGUGGACCCUCCGUACAGAGUGCUGUGUGACCUGGACUCGGUCUGGGGCGUGGUCCUGGAGGCCGUGGCCUGCAGCGGCGGCCUGGCCUCUCUGGUCAUCGCUGUGCUCCUGCUGGUCAAACUCCGCUUCAUUUCUGACCCCGCCAGGCGCUCCGGCGUGGGGCCUCUUCUCCUGCUGCUGGGCACGCUCCUCGGGCUCUUCACUAUCUCGCUGGCUUUCUUGGUGGGGAAGAACCAGGCGCUGUGUGUGGUCCGCAGGGCCUUCUGGGGCCCCCUCUUUGCCCUCUGCUUCUCCAGCUUGCUGGUGCAGGGCGUGAGGCUCAGGAGGCUGGUGGCGGGCGAGACGAGCCCUUCGGGCAGCUCAUUGGCUGCGCUGGGUUUGGCCUUGGCCCUGGUUCAGGGGAUCAUCUCGGCUGAAUGGGUCUUGCUGACUGUAGUCAGGGAGGGUCACCCGGCCUGCGAAUAUCCGCCUUUAGACUUUGCUCUGACAUGCAGCUACACCCUGGGGCUGCUCCUCAUAGCCAUGGGGCUUUCUUUAGGGGUGGUGCUGUGUGGAGGAGAGAUGGGAGCAGAGGGAGGAGGUGGGAGUGAAGAAGACAGAGAGGGAGAGAAUGAAAAACGGAGAUGGAAGUGCAACGCCGUCUGGCUCUUCCUUUCCAGUCUGGCGUCAGCGUUGCUGUGGGUGGCCUGGCUGGGCUUUUAUCUUUAUGGCAGCCAGACGCUGAGGGGGAAGGGGAAAGGGGAGAGGUCAGGAGGAGGAGGAGGAGGAGGUGGAGGAGGAAAUAAGGAUGCCAAGGUGUUGGAUGAGCCGGCGUUGGCGGUUGCCCUGGUCAUUCAGGGCUGGAUCCUGCUGCUUCUCCACGCUAUUCCAGAGGCGCACCUGAGUCUCCGAAACCCUCCAGCGUCCAACACGCAGGACUUCUUCAACACCAGUCACACGUCAGCGCCUCCACCUUUUGGAGACGAGCACCCGGCACACUCGCACCGACCCUUCCCUGAAAACCAGGCUUUUUCUAUGGAGGAGCAUGGUGCAACUCUCCGAAGUGGAACGUACCCCAGCAGCCAGGGGAGCAUGCGUCCCGGCGUAGCCUUCAGAGGCCACGUCUACCAGCCCACUGAGAUGGCGCUGGUCAUGAAUGGUGGAACGAUGCCCACAGCACCAGUCAACUACACUGGACGACGGCUAUGGUAAUAAGGGACCAGACUGGAUGCAUGGGUGUGUGGUUGUGGAAAUUCCUGUUGCCUAAGAAGAAGAAGAAGAAGAAGAAGGAGGAGGAGGAGGAGGAGGAGGAGGAGGAGGAGGAGGAUACGUUAAGGCCACCACGUAUCACACAGAAUGGGUUUAACUGGAGAAUUUGGAGCUUUUGUUAAUAGUGUUUUUUUGCUGAAGUUUGGUGUGAUGCCUUUUUUCAUCAGCAGACUGGGCACAAUGCAGGGAAGAGAAAGUAAAAGAGCUUCCUGAAUGUAAUUUUUUUUAAAUUUAAUUUAAAUUGCAUAUAAAUUACAAUAUGUAAACAAAUGCACUCACAUGGAGCUUAUGAGGAGGGUUGAUGUCAUCAUGUAUACGGUUUAAAUUUAGGACCAGUGUUCAAUGUGGUUUUGGCCUGGAGAAAGUAACAAUGAUUAUUUGAAUGUAGUGAAGUAGACAUUUGUGUGUGCAGCUCGAAAUGAAUGUUGUUGCUUACUGAUCAGUGGUGUUCGCUUCAUAAAAACAACACUUUCCUUUUCUUUCUAUCUCGCGUCAAGCUAUGACAAAGAAAAGACAAAGCUUUAGGUUGUUUAUGUAAAUUACCUGCAUACGCCCACAAUGCUUGCUUGGCAUCUGUAAUUCGUGCUGGGAAGACCCAAAGGCCUCAGUGUGUUUCCCUCCAUGUCUGCAUUCUACCACCAGUGCUGCUUGGCUCAUUUCGCCCUGUGUAUUAAUAUAUAUUCUUCAUGCAUUUAAUAUGGCUUGUGCAGAAUUCUGGGGGUGGUCGUUUGAAAGACAAAAUGGGUUGGAUAAAUCUUUUUUUUUCUUUAUAAAAAGCCAUUUAACCCUGAAAUACCUAUUCUGAAGUAGGUUUUACAUUUUGAGGUUGUAAUUUUGCACUUUAUCUAUGAAUUUGGGAUGUACAAUCAUUUCUGACACACUUUAGUGCAGUUUAAAGGUAAUGUAUUUUGUCCAAAUGAAUUGUAUUUUGAGUGUUUUCUAGAAUUUUUAUAUAAAUAUGGAAAAGAAAUAGCAGUUUUAGAGUUUUAGAGUUGCAAAGUUCAUUCUUGACAUCGGAGACCACAAUGACAAAACCAUCUGACGAGCUCAGAAACAUCUACAACUCCAUAUCAACUGGUCCAAAUCUGCAAGUGUUAUGAUGAAAACCUCUGGAACAGCAAGUAAAUGGACUUUGAGGUUUGAUUGUUUUGCUGGCUACAGAUCAUAUUUGUAUAAGGCGACAUCUCAUUAUAUUCUGGCAUGCAAGAUCCCUUUAAAUUACAACUUCCAUCAAAAAUAUGCAGUGCUGCUUUAAAGUCUGUGAACCCUCCCGACUGUGUCAUUGUAUUUGAACAAAAAAGUAAAAUAGCCUUAUUAAAUGCAAAUUCAAACACCCAUUUGUAAAGCAGAUUUUCCAAAUAAUGGACACAAACAAAGACAAAUGUAUUUGUUAUAAUUUAUUCAACAAAAGUGGUUUAUUUUACAAAAAUUGAAAAUGUGACAUACGAAAGUAUGUAAAGCAUUUUCGUUAGUAGCUUGUGGGACCUCCCGUUACUUCAAACAAAUGCCUUCUGGGGGGAGAUUCCUCCUUGCAGAACUCAGCCAGUUGAGAGCGGUUGGAGGAACAUCUGCCUCGUAGCGCCUGCUUCAGGUCUCGGUGCUCCGUGGUGAUGAAAUGCACUUAUUGUACGUCGCCUUGGAUAAAAGCUAAAUGACAUGUAAUGUAAUGUCAUGUAAUAAUGAUGAAGUGAUGAUGGGCGUCCGCUUCUAGGCAGAGUUGAGGUCACGUUGAACGCCCUCCAUUUGUGAAGGAUUCGUCUCACAGUGGACGGAUGCAGCUGGAACCUUUUGGAGAUGGUGUUAUAGCCUCCACAGACUGAUGGGCUGUCAGUUCCUUCUUCCUGAGGUCCUCAGGUAUCUCCUCUCCUCUCGGCAUUGUUGAUCUGUGUCUGUACGCCUCGGCACUUUAGUUUGGUUGGUUUCCUCUCACUUUUAAUCUGCAUCGCCCAACCCUUUUCCUAUGGAUGUCUCAAUUGAUUAGUCUGCUUAGCACUCAAAUGUGUUUUAUUUGGAUGUUUUACAUACUGGACUUUACCAAUGCAGCUGGGGGUUCACUUACUUUUGCACAUCCACUAAUCCUGCGUUUCAUGUGGUUUUUGGCUACUAUAAAAGUGCAAUGGAUAAACAUAAACCUGACAUUUAAUUUAUGUAAAACUGGACCGGAUCAAAUUGGAAACCCAUGGUAAAACAAUAAAAAACUUUACUUUUAAGCAGCACUGUAGAGAAAACAUUUAAACAUACAUCACUGUGAAUUUAUCAGAAACAGGUUCAAAUGCAUGUAAACUGUUUGAAUUGGUGACUCACCACUGGCAAUGUAACUGUGAGGCAGCGUUAUACUUGAGUUGAGGGUUGCAGUUUUUCAUUUAAUCGAGUCAAAAUAGAGAACACCAACCAUGUGAAUGUUGUGACCAUUCUUAACUUGCUGUAAGACUUAGGUAACUAAAAAACCUGCUUCUGUGUACAAUUGUGCGUUCAGGUAUGUAAAUUGAAAACUUUUUGAUCACAAGAUUUGUAUGUAUUAACCCUAUAUAACAGAAUUUUGAUUGUGUCAAAAUUCCAAAUGUAAAAAUUGUAUUUUCCAUUUGAGAUGCUCAUGUGAUGCACUGUUUGUGCACGACUCUUUGUUUCUGGCAGCGUAACAUGAAUGUCUGUAUUGUGAUUGGCACUAAGUGGCUAAUACAUCAGUGCAUAUUUUCUGUUAAUUAUUUUCUGGUGAUUGAACGGCUCUUUCUUCCUCCUCCUGUUAAUUCACGCUAAUGGAUCCACUGGCUGCAUUAGUUCAUUGAGAUGGAGAUAUUCACUCGGCCAGCACAAACACGUAGAGAAGAGGCAUGUGUUCUGAACUAAGUUAUCGAUUUGUUUAUUUGAGUGCAUUUAGUUAUUUGUAGAUGUGCCACACGUUGCAGACUCACUGCUGCAAGUGGAUACUAAUUUGGUUCAAUAAAAGGGAAAAUUUACACUGGGCCAGUUUUAGCAUUAACAUCUUAGUUUUCACAACUGAAACAAUGAUAAUGAGUAGUGAUUCAUUAAUAAGCACUUACGUGCCUUAAUCUGCUACUAAACCUGUUGAAGUUGGGUCCAAGAGGAGAACAUUACAAAACGCCUGGGACAUCCUGAGCUGUGGGUACCGCGCAUGCGCAGUGCGACUGGAGACACAACGUUGAGGGAGAUGAAGACGUUCUCUCGGGUUGCGCUAUUUGGGCUUGUGCCCCAAUGAAAGGACACGAGACAUUUAAGUCUUCCUAGUUGUCUUCCGAAGUGUAUUCUCAUGGCUUGUUGCUAGGGACGCCUGGCUCGUCACUAACAGGAAGGAGGAGUAACUACUUCCGGGUGAAGAGAGCCAAGCGGUAUCCACGUGAGCUCUCAAAGGUACAAAACGGAAACCGAUGAGGACGUGAUCUUUGUCUCCGAAAAGUGUUCCAUUGAAUCCAAAAAGAUCGCCGUUGACAAGGCGAAGCGACUCGAUCUGCAAAGAGAUAUUGAUCAACAGUCGCAGCCCAGAGAGCUAGCCAAACCCGUG